This is a messenger RNA of Funneliformis mosseae, 465 nucleotides long. Lineage: Eukaryota; Fungi; Glomeromycota; Glomeromycetes; Glomerales; Glomeraceae. The record is from the annotation of a GenBank genome assembly.
AUGGACAUAUAUUUUACCAUCACUGUCAUAUCGCGCGAGCAGAUACGAAUUAUGUUUGUUCGCUUCCGGUGCGUUUGUUUUCAUGAUGAAUUUCCGGAAAUUCAAGAAAACCUUCUGGUGUCUUUCAAAGCGUCUUCGUUGAUUGAAACUUGGCGGUAUGAUCUUAAUAUUUCAGCAGAAAGGUUAAAAUUAAAGCGAAAAUGCUCUGAAGGAGUUUCCAAUCAAGGGAAACGCCCUGGUGUCGUAUCCCAUGAUGAAAAAUGCUCCGAAAGCGAUUCCCAAGGUGAGAACGGCAUUAAAAACGAACCUCAUCAUGAGAAAUGUCCAGGAAGAGAUUCUCGUCAUGAAACUCUCGGGAAUAAAAUUAAACACUUUGAUAGCGAAUUCACGCUCCGAAAGAAAGAAAUGGAGUUCUUUUGUCCGAUUCCGUUCUUUGAUUGGAUUGUCAAAAAAGGCAUAAACUAG